Lonchura striata (white-rumped munia) is the source of this 273-nucleotide messenger RNA. The record is from RefSeq and is a predicted model, not a curated record. NCBI's taxonomy places the organism in Eukaryota, Metazoa, Chordata, Aves, Passeriformes, Estrildidae.
AUGUCCCCGCUGUCCCCAGGGCUGGACGGGCUGAUGGAGCGCUGUGCGCAGUACAAGAAGGACGGCGCCGACUUUGCCAAGUGGCGCUGCGUGCUGAAGAUCUCGGCGCACACGCCCACGCGCCUGGCGGUCAUGGAGAACGCCAACGUGCUGGCGCGCUACGCCAGCAUCUGCCAGCAGAACGGCAUCGUGCCCAUCGUGGAGCCCGAGAUCCUCCCGGACGGUGACCACGACCUCAAGACCUGCCAGUACGUCACCGAGAAGGUCCGUGCC